Molecule: messenger RNA, 228 nt
Organism: Acaulospora morrowiae
Lineage: Eukaryota; Fungi; Glomeromycota; Glomeromycetes; Diversisporales; Acaulosporaceae
Source: the annotation of a GenBank genome assembly
AUCUUGCCAAUAAUACACCAGCCAUCCAAGAAGGCAUAAGUAACAAGGUGCAUAUCCUAAAAGAUGCUUAUGUCAAAGCUACAGGUCUUCAAUUAGUAGUAUAUUCAGAUCAAUUUUUCUCAAAGAAUGUUUCAAUCAAAAAUUUGCCUACUUCAAGAUUUGACUAUCUCUUUGAUGCUGAUGAUGACAUUAAAAUUAUGAUUCAACUUUUAUUUGAAUAUUCAACAA